AUGAGCUCCUCUAUUGCCAGCCCGGUUAGCGAACAAUUUGGAGAUAUCCAGGCGCAGCUGAAAAAUCUACGAAAUAGCGUGGAUCAUCUGGAGGCCGUUGCUUUUGUGCCACCAAAGCAACGACAUACGAGCGUCAAAGAAUUGGCCAGUGACAUUGCCUCCGACGCGUAUGAUGUUGGUAUUCCAAUUGAUGUCUUGGAACAAUUAAUCGAUGUCCUCACCAAGCCAAACCACUUGGAUCAGACAACAAUCACCACGCUGAUCAAGAAUUUAUAUCCUCAAGAAAGUGUAUCUUCGAUCGUUGUGACAAAAGUAAUAUGCAGCCUUGGGCCAAGUAAACUCAAACCUUCCCCUGCCACGCAGACGUUACUCCUGCAAUGGCUGUUACUUGUUUACGAGUUUCUCGAGGACCAAGCGCAUCUUCCGAGGCUCUACGCGGUACUUUUUGAUAUGCUUGAUAUGAUUAGCCUGAGGCGCCCACUAUGUCAUAUGCUGUCUAUGAUAACUCGUCGUCGGCACGUCAAGCCCUUCAGAAUUCAAGCCAUCAUGGAACUCUUGCGAAAUGCAGGGGAUGACGAAAAAGAGCUCACGGCUUUAUUGAGAGUAUUCAAAAACUAUUACCCAGAUAUCAUCAUUGGAGAAUUGGGGCGUGUGAAAUUCUUUUUCAAACAUCCUGAUCCUGAAUGGACGGCCAAAGUCAGGCAAUUACAGGAACGGAGCAGGAACAGGGUCCAAUUCAGGACAGAAUAUAACAGCUUUCAAGCCGUCAGGCGUGGUGUGUCCAAGCGAAGCAAAAUCUCUGGUGUCAUUCCAGAUGUUCAAACAUCACGAGUGAAGCCUGAAUACACGUCUCUAGAAGAACUGAGGGAUGUGGAUAACUUUGUAGAACGCUUGGACAAAAUCGAGUUACCAAACCAGAUAGUCUCGGUGCUAGAUGACCGCAUGGCACAGAAAUAUAUGGCAAUAGUUGGGCCCGAUAUUGCUAGACAUCGACUAGAAGAUUGGUUAGUGGCGUUUCUGAAGGAUGAAGCUGAAUUGGCAAAGCUUCCCGAUUCCAACGAGUCCGAAGCUCUUCGCUACGUUCUAGGAGCCGUCUCUGAAUAUGUUCGAAGCACGAAGCAACUGCCUGACGCAAUGCAAUCAUUUCUCAAAAGCUACCUCCAGGGUUGGAAUGGGCGGGACUAUCGAGAAGAGAUCUUGGAAAUUAUGAGAUUUAUUCCAAAAAGUUCCUACGACGAACUGCGCAAAGACUACCUGGAUCGACUGGAUACUGCCAUGUUAAACCAUAUCUCUUCAUCUCGGACUAGCCUCCUCGACUUUUACGCCAAGUUGAUUCGGCAGUGGGGAGUAGAUCUACGAGCAGGAAGUCCUUCCUUCACCACUGGAGGUUUCAAACCUUUGGUAGCUCUUGUCACCCAUGCGGAGUUUCUGUUGCUAUCGCUCAUGGAGAUUCCUACUUUAGCACAAAACCCCGAUGCUGAGGAAUCCAGGCCCGUGACGACGAGUAUACUCGACCUUUACUCUGAUCUGGCGGAGCUUUAUUCACACGCAUCUAACAAUGGCAAAAUCCGUUUAACAGUGCCUUUAUCUCCAGCAAUCUACAGUCUGGCAUUUACCUCCAAUCUUGCUCAGAUAUCACGCUUAUGCAGCGUUCUCGCCACUUAUAAAAAUUCUUUUGAAUCAUCAUUGACGUCUCAAACACUGCAGUCACCAGCCAAGUCUACAGGGGGCUUUUAUGCUCCUGAAAUGGUUGGCCUUUACAACGGGUACAUCAUGGAUUUGUGCAACCUUGUUUGGAGAAAUCGGGCACUGAAUAGUGAGGAUCAAAACGCCCAUGGCUGUUUGAUACCCCAGGUGACUAAAAAUGCCUUGAUUGAGUAUAUUGACGACUCGAAUGAAUUAUUAAAACAACGCAGCAGAGGACGGUCCGAGGGACCAGCAUUCAACCAUUCACUUGGGCUUAUGUUUUCUCUGAGCUAUCAUGUUGCACUGGCGAACCAUUCAGCAGCAUGCUUUGCCACCUUUGAGGAACAAAGCAUAGAACGCCAUGACCAGCCGACAAUCAGGAAACCGGUCACGCAAAAAACGUUGACCACGCUUGAGAAAGAGGACGGGGUCAAAUUAACUUGGCAUGAAUACAGAUUGAAAAUGCUGGAUUGGUUUGAUGACAUGGGCAGUGAUGGAAUUGGAAAGUUGAUGAGAAGUACUAUGAAAGCACUGCGCAAGGAGACGUGA
Messenger RNA from Talaromyces atroroseus, 2235 nucleotides. RefSeq lists its product as hypothetical. Gene Ontology annotation, cellular component: nuclear body; cytosol; kinetochore. NCBI's taxonomy places the organism in Eukaryota, Fungi, Ascomycota, Eurotiomycetes, Eurotiales, Trichocomaceae. The transcript is spliced from 4 exons. Bases 1 to 2235 code for a protein of 744 amino acids. The record is from RefSeq and is a predicted model, not a curated record.